AUGUCCUCGACGUUGUCUAAUACAAUCUGGUCAAAUUUUCAUUCUCAACAAGUUAUCAACAAUAAUAACACAUUCAUUCCACAUCCAUCAACUAUCACUCAUCGAAUCAUUUUUCUUCUAUCGACUGUUGUUCUAUUCUGGACCUGCUUCGUUAUAGUUUAUUUUCUCAGUCGUGUCAUUGUUCGAUUAAUUUCAUUGUUAAAACGUUAUUACUUCAAUCGAUCGCUGACUUCAACGAAAAACGUUUGUCAAGCAUUCGUUAUUUCGUCGAAUCAAUACGGAUCAUUUCAAACCAAACAUACAUUACAUCGUACGGAUAGUUUCUUCUCAAAUAACUAUCUGGUAGUCGCUCACGAACCCAUGCCAAACAGAUCGAACUAUGACACAAUUAAGCUAACGAUGAAUCAAUAUUCGAAUAUGCUCGAAAAUCGGCAAUAUCAACAGUCGAGAGCAAAUCUAUUAGAGCAUUACCUGAAGACUUACAAUCCAUUGCAAAUCGAUCUGAGUAAUUCAAGUCAAGAAACGAUUACAACAUCGGAGAUUAGGAUUACGGCUGCUGAAGAGAUACCGAGUGAAACGGAUACUCAACCGUUAGAUAAUUGUUAUUCACUUCAAUGUGCAAAUAAACAACGAUUACAUCGUAAAGGACGCUACGUUCGAUUGAAAGAAUCGGAACAUUCCGCAACAUUGGCAAGUGUUGCCGAAGAUCAUCUUUCAGAAUGCAGUACGAAAUUAACAACGACGACGCUACCGAUUGUCAUGGUAACAGAUUGUUCUGAUAGUCAACGACUUCAUACGGAUAUAAUCGAAUUGAAUGAGGAAGAAUAA
Messenger RNA from Adineta ricciae, 828 nucleotides. Lineage: Eukaryota; Metazoa; Rotifera; Eurotatoria; Adinetida; Adinetidae. The record is from the annotation of a GenBank genome assembly.